Molecule: messenger RNA, 2530 nt
Organism: Tyto alba (common barn owl)
Lineage: Eukaryota; Metazoa; Chordata; Aves; Strigiformes; Tytonidae
Gene: POFUT1
Product: protein O-fucosyltransferase 1
Exons: 8
Coding region: 90-1247 (385 amino acids)
Biological process (GO): Notch signaling pathway; regulation of Notch signaling pathway; protein O-linked glycosylation via fucose
Cellular component (GO): endoplasmic reticulum
Molecular function (GO): peptide-O-fucosyltransferase activity
Source: RefSeq, a predicted model, not a curated record
GUGUCCGCUUCCCGCUAGAGCGGCCGUUCCGGCGGGCCCCGGGGCAUGCCGGGACGGGGCCGCCUCCCGUUGACCUCCGCCGAGCCGCCAUGGCGGCGUCGCCGGUCCCGGUUCUCCUCCUCUUCCUCCUCUUCUCGUUGCGGGGAGGCGGCGCGGCCCCCGCCUGGGACGCGGCCGGUUACCUGCUCUACUGUCCCUGCAUGGGCCGAUUCGGGAACCAGGCCGAGCACUUCCUGGGAGCCCUGGCCUUCGCCCGCGCCCUCAACCGGACCCUGGCCGUGCCGCCGUGGAUCGAGUACCGUCACCACCGCCCGCCCUACACCAACCUGCACGUUCCCUACGCGGAGCACUUCAAGCUGGAGCCGCUCCUGCGCUACCACCGGGUGAUCGCCCUAGAGGACUUCAUGGAGACGCUGGCGCCCGUUCACUGGCCGCCGGGCGAGCGAGUGGCUUACUGCUUCGAGGCGGCGGCUCAGAGAAGUGCUGACAAAAGCACUUGCCCCAUGAAGGAUGGAAAUCCGUUUGGUCCCUUCUGGGAUCAGUUCCAAGUGAAUUUUGAUAAGUCUGAGCUCUUCAAGGGAAUCUCCUUCAGUUCUGCUUACAAGGACCAUUGGAUCCAAAGAUUUCCACCCUCUGAGCACCCUGUACUCGCCCUACCUGGAGCUCCGGCCCAGUUUCCAGUCUUAGAGGAGCACCGACCCCUCCAUAAAUACAUCGUGUGGUCUGAUGAAAUGGUGAAGAAAGGAGAAGCCUAUAUUCAUUCGCUGCUGGUCAGGCCCUAUGUAGGAAUUCAUCUGAGGAUCGGCUCAGACUGGAAAAAUGCUUGCAAUAUGUUAAAGGAUGGGACGGCCGGGCCACACUUCAUGGCUUCACCUCAGUGUGUGGGCUACGACCGAAGCGCUGCGGUCCCUCUUACCAUGGACAUGUGCCUGCCAGACCUCAAAGAGAUCAAGCGUGCUCUCCAGCUCUGGGUGAAAAACACAGAAGCUAAAUCUGUUUAUAUCGCUACUGAUUCUGAGCCCUACACGACGGAAAUACAGCAGUUCUUCCAAGGAAAGAUCAAGGUUGUCAGCCUGCAGCCAGAAGUGCCUCAGAUCGAUUUGUACAUUCUUGGCCAGUCUGAUCAUUUUAUUGGGAACUGCGUCUCUUCGUUCACUGCCUUUGUGAAAAGGGAGCGCGACGUGCGUGGAAAACCUUCUUCCUUCUUUGGCAUGGACCACCCGCCGAGAUUACGGGAUGAAUUCUGACCCAAAGAGGAACAGGCUCCGAAGUUCUCAGGGCUCUGAGCUUGGUCCCCGCCGAGGGACCGCUCGGUGCUGACGGCUCUCCCCGCCUGCAGAGUGCGCUGCCAGGCUGGCGCAGCCCUGCCUCAGCCCUCUGAUACUCCUCAGAGCCGCUUCCAGACCGGUCUGUCUGACUUCUCUGGUAUUUCCAGUGUGAGGCCAGACAGAAAAGAAACUUUAAAUCGUGUAGUUUAUAGGAAACUAUAAACUGUAUGUAGUUUUUAAGCUGUAGUUUAUAUAGUUCUCCAUUCUCACUAUUUGGGGUUCACCAGCAAUCAUGAAGAAGCUGCUCAGAUUUCUUCUUCUAAUUUUUUUUUUUUUUUUUUUUUUUCCUCGUUUCAAUUUAAACUUUACCUGGAGAUGUUGUGAAGCUUCUUGUCCAAAACUGACACUAAGUUCUUUUUAGGUGCCAAGUAUCAUCAGGAAUAUCACAGUCCCUGGAAAGGGAGUGCAAGAUAAAGCUCAGGAUUGGAAAUCAGCUCUGGGUUUUAUCGAGAGCCGCUGUUGCCUUCCUUAGAGCCAUGUCACCUCAGUGCCUGGGUUUCCAUUGCCCUGCCAAAAGAGAUCUCCUGCGCAGCGGUGCCGUGGGGCACCCGGGUCUCUCCAGGGGUGCUAGAGAAUUGCGACGGGGCCGUGUCUGAAUGUGGCAUCUGCCGCUUCAGCCCAUCCUUAGACUGGAGAGAAGGCGCGUGCGGGGACCCCGGCGGGAGUUGGAGGUUUAGGGCUUGUAGCUGUUGAGGUCAGGUGGCGAUCCGUGGUAGAAAUGAAACUGGUUUUGAGGUGAGACUUUUAAAGUAGCUGUAGUACGGGUUGGUUUAUGUCGUACCUAGGUCUGUGGUAAUGGUUUCUGUUUUCUUGUUUGUUUUUGUACUUUGCAAAAUAACCCCUCUGACAGCAGAACCUUUGUCUGGGGAGGAAGUUGCCAGUGGAGGUAACUUCGGGAAGUGUUCACUGAUGGUGAAACAGCCCCAAACCCCUUCCUUUGGCCCAGUACAUCUUAGUUCUGGGAACACCGAUAAUCCCGAUGUGGUGAGACUCGCCUUGACCACUGCCUUUUGGGCUGGAUCCUUCCAGCGCUUAUGGGAUUUGGUGGUUUUGGGGCCCCCGCCUGCUCCCCGGCGUCACACCUGGCUUGGGGAUCCCGGCUGAUGCCAUCAGGGCUGCCUUGCCUCCUUCUUAGGAAGACAUUGUAUUAAAAUAUUUUUUUUCUUAAGAGAAAAAAAAAAAAAAAAAAAAGGUAUUUUUUG